Messenger RNA from Pseudomyrmex gracilis, 2312 nucleotides. Its product is annotated as potassium channel subfamily K member 15. The record is from RefSeq and is a predicted model, not a curated record. Gene Ontology annotation, cellular component: membrane. Gene Ontology annotation, biological process: stabilization of membrane potential; potassium ion transmembrane transport. Lineage: Eukaryota; Metazoa; Arthropoda; Insecta; Hymenoptera; Formicidae. The transcript has a single exon. Gene Ontology annotation, molecular function: potassium ion leak channel activity. Bases 18 to 1043 code for a protein of 341 amino acids.
GUAGUUUGUGUCGAAGUAUGCCGCGCGGCAUCCCAAUGAGGUCCUCUCUGAGAAGCCGGGACUCGUCCUCGACAUCGACAGGAGUCGAUCCUCGCGAACGUGUUAAGGAUUGCUGCCGGAAGCUGGUCGCCUUUAUGUGCACUCAGGUAGGCGUGGGUGGACUGGUGAUAGGCUACGCCAUCGUGGGUGCCUUCGGCUUCAUAACGAUCGAAACCCAGUUCGAACAGCCGGAGCACUUGUGCAUGCGCGAGUUCGUACGCAGGGAGUACGCGGACGAGCUGUGGUUCAGCACCGCGAGCAACCGGUCGGUGAACGUGUUCAAUCGCACGACCUUCCAUGUGGUGUCCAACAGCAUCUUGCUUCGCUAUCAAGAGAACAUCAUUAACCUCGUGCGCAGAAAAAUAGACUGCGAUCACACGCCCAGCGAUCUCUGGUCAUUUCCAGCUGCGUUAAUGUUUUGCUUGUCAGUGUUCACGAUGAUCGGCUACGGCAGCUUGGUGCCAAAGACUCAAUUGGGCAAGGGCGCUACAGUAGUCUACGCGGUACUGGGUAUUCCGCUCUACGUGUUGUACUUUCUCAACAUGGGUAAAGUGUUGGCGCAUACUUUCCGUUGGCUUUACACGCGGCUGCACGAGUGCACCGGUCAGCGAAAGCCUGGACAGAGGAUCACCGUGCCCUCGACCGCUUGUCUUUGGGUGAUAUGCGGCUACAUCGUUGCCGGCUCGAUCAUGUUCGCCGAGUGGGAAGGCUGGGACUAUCUGGACAGCGCUUAUUUCUGCGUCACCUCGCUCUGCAAAAUUGGCAUGGGCGAUCUGGUUCCCGGCUGGAGCCACGCGGAUUCCAUGGAAGCCAGCCAGACGAAACUCAUCAUCAACUUUGUGUACAUGCUUUUGGGUAUGGGUCUGAUAGCUAUGUGCUACAAUCUGAUGAAGGAAGACGUGUACGUGAAGGCGCGAGAACUCAAAGAACAGAUGAACAACGCGAUGGACGCGGUUCAUUACAAGAUUGGAACAUGUUGCAAGUCGGAACCUACAAUGGACUGAGAGAACCGAGAAAGUAAAUAAAAAAUCAGAAUAUUGUAAUUUGCAACAUAUUCUGACUUUUGUCAGUUUUCUUUGUUGAAAAAGAAACUGCAAUCAGAGAAAAACUGUAACAAAAAGAAAGAAAACAGAAACCGAGAGAAGUUUUAUAAAUAGAAGUUUUAUAAACAGAGAAGGAAAGAAAUCUUGUCGGAAGAGUGGAUACGUGUUGUAUUUUUGCACAACGUCAAUGUGUUGUGGCAGACUAGUCAUUGCGUAGUCAUGCAUAAUAAGAUUUUCUAAUGAUAUGACAGUUUAUAAUUUUUUAGUCACUUUUUCUUCAAAAUAUGAUCGAUAUUAGUUUAAAAUAUAAGCAGUUAAAUGUUCUUUAUUAUAUUAUUAUACCCGACACAUUAUGCGAUAUUAAUAAUACAAUUGUUGAGAUCUCUACGUGUGCAUGAGUGUGUGUCCGAUAUGUGUGAGAUUUAUUAUUUUCAUAUUUUGUUAAUUAGAUUAAGAUUUCUAGACAGAACAUACAAAGUCAACAUUGCGUUAGAGCACUUUUUACGUAAAACUCGAGCCGUAAUUUAUAAUAGCCAUAAAUAACAGUUCUGAUAUAGCUAUAAAAUUGAUAACGUGUAUCUCGCAUCUGCUUUAUAUAAACAGUAUGUUUAAGUUAACUGUACGUUUAUGCCACUUCAAUGCACUUCUCAUGAUUUACUGCGACGGACUAUUUACAUUUACUGAUAUCGGAGACGAGUCGCUAAACUAAAAUUCGAUUUUUUAAAACUAAUGUAAGCAAUAAUGUAAUUCAAACAAAAAAUGUGAAACUGUCAUAAUACGUAUCCUCAAUGAAAUUAAUUUUUGUAAUUAAUGGAAAUUGAUUUAUUCAUAAAGAGUUGCGAUUUUGCGAUCAAAGCAAUUAUGGAUUUUUUCUUUAGUUUAAUUUAUUGCAAUUUUGUGUGUGAAGACAAGAAUUUAUGACGUUGCGAAUGUAAAAUAUUUGUCACGAACGCAAAUAUAUAUCGACAGAACAUACCAAGCGCAAACUAAUUAUUGUGCGUAAUGUAUCGAUUAUGAUUGAUAAUGUCCAGCUCGGAAAAUUAAUGGUCUACAACACUUCUCUCACCGAUGACGAUACGUACAAAUAUGUAUGUAGAUGAGGAUUUAUUACGUUAUUAUAUUGUACAUUCCGCAAGAGAUAAUUUGCUCAAACGUACAAAUAUUGUGCUUCUUAUUAUUAACAGGUGGACAAAGCCUUCAUUACUCAUGUAUAUGUAUUUCAUUUUUUGU